GGUUAUAUCGUCUGUCCUAGAUGAACAAUAUAUUAUUUGAGCAAAAUAAUAUAUAGGAUGGUUUUUUUUUAAAUAGGAAACGCUAUGGGUUUACCCGUAACGUGCUUAUUCAUACACCAGGCUCAUGUCAGUUCAAUACACACAAACCACUGCUGUACACAUGUGUGUGUCAUAAACGUACAUGAUCAGGAUCAGGACAUGGCUGAAGAGGUGGACAUUGUAAUAGUCGGCUCAUGUAUGACCGAUCUGGUCAGCCAGGCACCUCGGCUGCCCAAAGCUGGAGAGACAAUACAUGGACACAAGUUCUUAAUCGGUUUUGGUGGCAAAGGAGCAAAUCAGUGCGUCCAGGCUGCUCGCCUCGGAGCCAAGACUGCGAUGGUGUGCAAGGUUGGAAAAGACUUUUUCGGGAGCAGCUAUAUUCAGAAUUUCAAAGAGAAUGCCGUAUGCACAGCUUUUGUGACUCAGACGGCUGAAGAUGACGGAGCUGCCUCCAUCAUCGUAAACGAUGCAGGUGAGAACGCUAUAGUGAUUGUAGCAGGUGCCAACAUGCUGCUGGGGGAGGAGGAGCUGGAGCAGGCAAGCUGCCUGGCUAAAGCCAAAGUGCUGCUCUGCCAGCUGGAGAUCAGCUCACACAUCUCACUACAGGCUCUGAGAAUGGCCCGACAAAGCAACGUGAAGACCAUCUUUAACCCCGCCCCUGCUCUUCCAGACCUUCACACCGACUUCUACAAGGAAUCAGACAUUUUUUGCUGCAAUGAGUCUGAGGCUGAGUUGCUAACGGGGGCUCAUGUAGCUUCGGUGGAUGACGCAGGACGUGCAGGUCUGGAGCUGCUGAAUCGUGGUUGUGCUGCAGUCAUCGUUACUAUGGGUCCGCAAGGCUGUGUGGUGCUUCAGGCCUCGAACCCGGAUCCCAAACACAUCCCUACAAUUAAGGUCACCCCAGUGGACACUACGGGUGCUGGUGACAGCUUCAUCGGUGCAUUGGCAUUCUACAUGGCCCACCAUCCGUCUAUGCCCCUGGAGGAGAUGUGCAGGAGGGCAAACCUGGUUGCUGCGGUGUCUGUGCAGAGCGUCGGCACUCAAACGUCUUAUCCCUUCAGCAAGGACCUUCCGGCAGAACUGGUUUAACCCACCAUUACUAUAGGAAUAAACCCUUUACCUCAACCAAUAAACCAAGAGUAAUUCUGAAA
Silurus meridionalis is the source of this 1190-nucleotide messenger RNA. It is a transcript of the gene rbks, whose product is annotated as ribokinase. The record is from RefSeq and is a predicted model, not a curated record. Lineage: Eukaryota; Metazoa; Chordata; Actinopteri; Siluriformes; Siluridae. Gene Ontology annotation, molecular function: ribokinase activity. Gene Ontology annotation, biological process: D-ribose metabolic process.